GGCAUUCGCCCCAAACGAAAACAGUGAUCUCCAUGGCUGGCCAUAUAAGAUAUCUAAUAUUGUUCCUUGUGCUCUCAACCUCAGUUCUGGCUCAAACUCCUGAUGCUCCUCCAUGCUCACAGAUAGUCCAAGACGUGGUCCCAUGCCUGAGCUUCCUGAGAUAUGGCGGGGAACCAACUAAGGAGUGUUGUGCCGGCGUUACAGGGAUUGCCAACGAUGCAAAAAGCAAAAAAGAUCGCGUAAUUAUCUGCAAUUGCCUCAAGAGAGCUCUGGCUCAAAUUGGAUCCUACGACGCGUCUCGCAUACCCCAGCUUCCUGUUAAAUGUGGAAUUUCCAGCGGCAGCAUCCCUCCCAUUGAUCAAAACACUGACUGUUCCAAGGCUAGCACUUUGGUUCUUGUUUGAUCAUACCGGAGCUUAUGUUACAUCAUCAAGUCUUCAUGCUGCUUGCAAAUAGAAGAUCAAAUCAACUAAAGUCUCUAAAUAAAUACAUUGCUGAAUAAAUUUCUGUUCCAGAAUUGUAUUAGAUACAGAUAUUCUAUGUAAUGAAUCAAUCAUAUAGUCCCAUUCAUGGAAUGAACGUUACCCAUUAAAUGGAUUAAAACGCUGUGUAUUAACAGUGUUAGUGGUUUGGAAAAGACGGUGAUCAUGUUUCCUUAUAUCCUGUUUGGUUGCUAAGAAAAUCCAGAAAAAGAA
Molecule: messenger RNA, 695 nt
Organism: Rubroshorea leprosula
Lineage: Eukaryota; Viridiplantae; Streptophyta; Magnoliopsida; Malvales; Dipterocarpaceae
Source: the annotation of a GenBank genome assembly